Molecule: messenger RNA, 957 nt
Organism: Laccaria bicolor S238N-H82
Lineage: Eukaryota; Fungi; Basidiomycota; Agaricomycetes; Agaricales; Hydnangiaceae
Exons: 1
Coding region: 1-957 (318 amino acids)
Source: RefSeq, a predicted model, not a curated record
AUGCCACGUCUUACUCUGGACCCUAACUUGGAAGUGAGGCCAGAUUUCGCGUCUGCGGCAUACGACGCCCUUUGCACCGCCCUUGCAGCGGCGGAAGGAGUCGACAAGGAGGCCAUCGUCACCCGCCUCUCAGAUGCCUGGAACGUUGAGAACAACGCCAAGAAAGCAGCAUGGGACGAGCAAGUCAGGCAGGACGAAGCCGAAGAAGUGGAGGCCGACCUCGCCCGAGAAUGCGAGCGACAACUCGAGCUCGAGGAACGCAGAAAGGAGGAGGAGACAGAAAGAAAGGAGAAGGAGAAGAAGAAGCCGAAACUCAAGAAUGUCGCCCCCAACAAGCUCGUGAGGAACACCGUGCGGCUUCGUCCCUCACGUUACGCCAUCCACAAGCUAGAAGAACGAGAAUACGUCGAGCUAUACUAUUUCACCCAGGAAGGGUGCACUGAAGCCCUGACAAUCGACCGCACCAUUGCCCAGGACGCUUUCACAUUCACCAAAGCCGACGAAACCUUGCUGCUCAAGCCCAUGGCCUCCCACAAACCAUCCAACAAAGCGGUCCCCGACGAGAACCUCACCUGGCGUCAAGUGUCACUCGCCAAAACCACCCUAUUGCAUCACAUGUCCCAGGCCGGUUGGCCUGAAUACCUCGUCAUCAUGCUCGCCGAGUUCUACCUCAACCUCGAGGCCCACCCCACGCGCCACGAAGUUGAUGGUGACACCAUCCUCCUUCACUACCAAGCCCAAGUCAGGCGCGAGUGGCACGAAGCCCUCAGGAAUGCCGAUGACGAUGAAGAUGUCUUUGACAUAAGCAACAUCAACGACAGGCGCGUCGAUGCUAUUGGGACGAAGAUUUGGAAUGCCCGGCGCGACGAAGGUGUCCCCAGGUUAGUAACCCCCCCCACCCUUCAGGGUAUCCUGCCGAGGCUGACGUAUCUUGUUUCCCCCUACUCCCAACCUUGA